AUGUCGAAGGAUGACAACGAAUCCAUCACCGUAUAUGAGUCCCGCCCUCCUGAGUGGCUACCCAAGACUCAUGCAUCCGCUGAUCUAGGAUAUGUCGGAUACUUUCCUCCUCGCGGCAAUGAAGAUGAAGAGAUUUUAUCGGAGACAAAGGUCAAGAAUGGUUUGGUCCUGGCACCGCCGGUCCUCGCAGAAACUUUGAGCCUGCAGGACAAUGUCAGGCAUUGCCUCGUGCAUGAGAAUGCAAUCAGUGAGCUCGAAGAUCUGAUGAAUCAGAUAUUCGCGCGGCGUGCAGAGAACGUCCCUCCUGUACCUGCACCGUCUUUUCGCUUGCCUUCUCGGGUUACGCUCAAUGAGGCACGGCGGCAGGCGUGGUUUAGCGACCUCGCGAAUCCUGAUGUUCCUCUGUCCAAGCUGGGGAAGAACGUGCCGCACGGUGCUAAAGGACAUGACCUCCUUGACUUGCUGCACACCCACAAUGUAGCGAUCCCACGCGCUGUCUGGUUCCUCCGCGUGUUUGGCGGGAACGAAACGGCGGGCUUACGCAACAAGCAGGCGUACAACCCGACGCAGUACAGCGUGGAUUGGGCGAACGUAGUCACGAGCUAUAUGAAGAAACAGCUAGCGGAUAUCGCGCUGCCGAGCGCUCCUCGUCUCGGCUUCAACAUCAAACAGACUUUCAAAGGUGAGCUUGGAGAUGCAGACAAGCGCGAGCGCUGGAUAUCUCGCUUUACGUACUGCCUGGGUCUACUUCGCACUUUCUAUGCAGAAGGAUUAGUGGACAAACGGACUUUCCUGAGCUGGCUCGUUCAGCAAAUGUCGACAUGCAAUCUCGCUCAGCUUGGUUUCAUCGCUAAGUUGGCCGAUGAAUAUUUGGAGGGCAUGCUAGUCAGUCGUGCGAUCACCCGUCCAUUUGUCGAUGCUUCCUUGCAGAAGUUGUCGGAGAUACGGUCGUCAUCAGCGAGAGAAUUCCUGGGGAACGUAGAGGCCAUGCUCAAGAAUCUCAUUUCAAGAUCUUUCCUUUCUCUUCCUGAUGCUUUCGUAAGUCCCCGUGCAUGGACACUCCAUUCCGCGCUUCUAGAGGAGAUCCUGUCCGAUAACUUCAACGUUGCUACUCUGGAUAGUACCUCAGAUCACAAUGCGCAAGCGCUUUGCCAGACAUUUGCUGAACAGUUUGCCGAUGUGCGGCAACGAAACGAAGCCAUGCUUUUCUGGCGCUUACCUUCCCGUGUUCUUGGUCCACUUUCGUCCGCUCUUUCAGAUAUCAAGCUACUCAAUUCGCUGUCUGGUAAGACGGACAUGUGCAGUGUUAUUUUCUUUGAAGAUGGCACCGAGAACUCUUCCUCGUUCACACGCAAGCUAGACCUGCUGCUCACGUGGAGCGUCACGUCGCUCCAAUAUGGCGACCAUCGUCCGUACGCUGCUGCAUGUCUGCUGCGAGAAUGGCGCAACAAAGCGGGAGAGCGUGCUAUCCGUCAUGAUGCGGAAUCGCCCGACCAGUUUCUCCAGGAUCAGCUAUUCGACUGGCUGGACACCUCUGAAGUAGCCAGCGAAUCGAGCAAUCUUCCUGCAGUAUCACUUCUCUUCGGGCAACUUGUGAAGUAUCAGCUGUAUUCGUACCAAGACUACAUACAACGUCUGAUUGCUCGCGGUGAAAGAGGUUUGUCGUUUGGUCAGGAGGAUUGUUCACGCCAUCGUGACUUUCUGCGUUGGAUACCAUUGCACAACACAUCACCCUCACUGGUGAGCCAACGCAAGGUGACCUUAUAUGGCGUUCGAGCACGUGAGAUUCCAGAAGACUUGCAUGAGCGAGAAAUUCGGAAAGAGAUUCGGCAGGUAAUUCCGGAGUUGUUCGCAGGUGUUCCGGAUCCUGGUAGAACUUUGGCGACGACAAUCCGGUCAGGUUGUAGCACUUUACUUUCGUCUCCGCGGUUUGAACAAGUCAAAACGAUGAAACAAUGGCUGCUACCAGUUCUGAAGAAGAGUAUCUCCAACCAGCGGCGAGCUAGCGGAGACACCUCCAUUUUGAAGUCGUAUACAAUGGCAACCAUUCUCAUGGCGCACACUAGAUGUUAUGGCUCGAUACUCGACAUCACACUGUUCACGUUGGAACAUGCGGCGAGCAACGAACUACUGACGGCGGUGAUGGAAACACUUCGUCAACACAUGGAGGUGUGGGCAUGCAUGAAUAUCAUGCACACUAUCGCCACGGCCUUGUAUGCAUCACAUCAGUUCUGGAGAACGCGCGGAAUCCAUACUCGUGCCUUACUGUCCUUGCUGAUUGAGGUAGAUAACGAUCGGUACUUGGAGCCUGCCUCGCGCGAACAUAUUCUGGCCGACAUUACAGCUUACACGAAUGCCCUGUAUCCAAUCAAUCAGCCCUCUGCCGAUACCGUACCUCUUGCUCUCCCAGAGAUCUUGAUGCUUGCGACGGAUCCUGAUCCAGAAGCGCCAUCUAAUCUAGCAAAGAGUCUAUGGUAUAGGUACCUGACUGCUCCGGACUGGGCCUGGAAAGUCUGGGACAACACUGUCGCAAGUCUCCGCCAGAUCCCUUCGAUGAUACCUGACUCGAUUGGACGGAGAGUUUGCGCCCUACGCUAUGCCGUCUUUCUUUCGCAUGUUGACCAACACCUUCCUGAAGGAUUCGACGAUCAGGUCCUCCAGUGGUUCCUGGGUGCUGGAAGGAGUGAGGUUGCUGCUCUCAGCGCCGACGUGUGGGAAGUCAUGACCGUCUUGCUUCUUCACCUUUCUGUCUGUGGUGCUCUCACGACCACGACUAUCCUGCAAGGUCUUAUUUAUCCAGUGUGGAAAAUGGGGGCUACAGUUGCUUCCGUUGAACAAGGCCUGUCUUUGGAAGUUCUUCUGACCGCAGUCAAUGCGCUCUUCGAACACCUUUUGCUGAAGGAUGAGUAUGGCAAUGGUGUUCCCCCACGCGAUAUCUUCGAAGCUCGAGGCUUGCAGACGCGACGUCGCGACGUCUUUCGCGAGCCAUACUUCUCUUCACUAAUCGACAACCUACCCAUACUUGUUCUGAUCGAGCAGAAUCAGUACAUAUCGGAAAUUUCACGGCGUACUUCCUUAUCGCUCCGCCAGGCCAUAUGUAAAGUCAGUGUCUUCCGUCAAGGUGUAUAUCGUGAUUUAGAUGCAGUACGGCUCGCGUUCGAGAAACUUUUGGAGUGUCGGACCGUUCCUGAGGAAACUCAUCAACAUCUUGUCUCUGCCUUACGGAUGAUGCUCCGCGAUCCUGCGCACGGGAAUAAUACAGACACUUCAGGAUUCCAGGCGGUUUCGUCCUUACUCAGUCCUUGGAAGUUGGCAGCUACCUCAAUUGAAAUGCGACUUACCCUGAAGCAGCUGGGUGAAGGGUUGGCCCGAGAGUCUUCGCACGAAGCUGCAAGUACUAGCUUGGACGAACUCACUGAUUUCGUCUUUCAUCACUGUACGAAUAUGGAAUUGGUGGAUUUUGUUGCCGAGAUGAUGGUAGAUGUUGAUCGGGAAGUAGCUACCAAGUUUGUCGAUGCUGGGCUACAUUGUAUAACGGAAACAUUGCGAUCACUUCCCGCACCAUUGACCGCUGAGGACAUGGCGCAGUUCGUGUCGAACGUGGGCGAAGUCCUACGCCUCCUCUCCAAUAUAGUUCAACCAUUUCAGGACGAGACAACUCAACUUCACCUCACUCCUGUUGUGCAGGAAGACCUCGCGCUGGUUUUGAAGGGCAAACUUGAGGAGAUCAAGAAUAUCAUUACUGCUGGAAUCGGAAAUUUAUCCAAGGAAGCGGACUUAAGUCAAGCGUCUCAUUUUGCCAUUUUUCUCGCAAGGCUCUUACAGUUCAAUCUUCGAUUUCGGGGAGAUUGGUCGCCUCAGAUGAAGACAAUCAAUGAAGAGCUGUGUUCUAUCCUCUCCCGACUCUCCCUGCUUCACACCGCUGGGUCAACAUUGGAUCUUCUGGCAUUUCCGCUCCUGCUUGACACCCUUUACUAUGUCCUCGAUGAAAUCCCUACGGAUCCCAAGACCGUAACGCUUGAUCCCUGUCGGAAUUACCCGGAGUUUGACUUAGCAGACCUACCGAGCGACAUGCCGCCAGAUUUCAGGAGGAGACUCCGCUCUCUUCUUCCUUACGUAUCGCAAAAUUUGGCUGUUUGCGACCUCGCGUAUGCCACCAGAGACGCCUCAGGGUCCAUGGUGGCCAACCAGCCUGUGCAGAAUCGUCCAUGGGAAUGGACCGAGUAUCUUGGCAAUGCUCCCGCCGUUGAUCCGAAACGCGAUGAUAAGUCAGAGCAUCAGCAGCUGAAGAAUUCGACUUCACUGUCCCUGGAGCUCUUUGGCACGAAGAUGACAGGCGACUCCGUUGUUCAUUCACAAGCAUACACUGGCGACUCCAUGGUCGAAGGGAAUCUCCGCACGUUUCAGGAUGACCUCUCCGGUGAGAGCGUGUUCAUGCGUGACUGGAGAGAGACGCGAAUAGGGGUAAACGACGCGGUGAGCAGUGCCAGCCGGGGUAGAGGAGAGCAGGACGAUGGCACCAUGAUUAUCCCGACGUACUCUGCGCCGGGUCAGGGACUCUCUGAGAGGCGGCCGUCUUCUCGCAGAGCUUCACCAGCAUUGUCUGUCCGCACUCGCGCUUCUAUGCUCCAUCAUUCAGGCCCGAGCUCUGUUUCAUCUUUCCGCCAGAGCCCGGUCCAACAUCUUCCGAGCCGUCUCUCCGUAUCCACAGCUAGCGAACCCAUUGACGUCGACAGCUUCGAAUUACCGGCGUCCGCAUCGCAAUCGACCGCGAAGCGGAGAAGCGUAGACGACGACGACGAACUCGAGAUAGUUGAAGGUCCCGUACCUGCUUCGCGCGCCAAGAAAUCGAGAGCAAAAGCGGGCUCGAAGAUUCGCACAAAGAAACGAUGA
Sparassis crispa is the source of this 4893-nucleotide messenger RNA. Its product is annotated as Mediator of RNA polymerase II transcription subunit 12. Gene Ontology annotation, molecular function: transcription coregulator activity. Lineage: Eukaryota; Fungi; Basidiomycota; Agaricomycetes; Polyporales; Sparassidaceae. Gene Ontology annotation, cellular component: mediator complex. The transcript is spliced from 18 exons. The record is from RefSeq and is a predicted model, not a curated record. Gene Ontology annotation, biological process: regulation of transcription by RNA polymerase II. Bases 1 to 4893 code for a protein of 1630 amino acids.